Clunio marinus is the source of this 210-nucleotide messenger RNA. NCBI's taxonomy places the organism in Eukaryota, Metazoa, Arthropoda, Insecta, Diptera, Chironomidae. The record is from the annotation of a GenBank genome assembly.
AUGUCACAUGAAUGUGAAAGAAAUUUCAUACUUCAUACGAAAUCUUUGAUAUUUUUGAGAAAUUAUGAAUCUCGAAUGCUCUCGAAACUGAAAGUUCACCAACAUGAUGUGAAGUCUGUUUCUGUUUUUUGCUUUUGCUCUGUUGUCGAACUUAAUGAUAACUCUAAAACAUCAACGAAAAAGCAAUACGAAGAAGAAAAAAAAUGGUAA